This is a messenger RNA of Miscanthus lutarioriparius, 225 nucleotides long. The record is from the annotation of a GenBank genome assembly. NCBI's taxonomy places the organism in Eukaryota, Viridiplantae, Streptophyta, Magnoliopsida, Poales, Poaceae.
AUGAGCGUGCCGAUCCCCGGGAAGUCGUCGUGGCCGGAGUUGGUGGGCGUGCUGGCGACGCCGGCGGCAACGACGAUCGCCCACGAGAGGCCGGACGUGUCCGUUGAGGUGCUCCCGCCGGGGUCGCCGGUCAUCCCGGACUUCAACCCCACGCGCGUCCGCGUCUUCAUCGACAACAAUAGCAUUGCAACCAGGUCCCCGUCAUCGGCUAGCUUAGCUAGCUAG